AAUUACGAGUUACGAGUAUUGUACCGAAUCGUUGGCGAAAAAACAAAAAUGGAAAACAAUGAUCAAUGACAACAGCAUGAAGUAUUUAUGGCGAGUUAGUUCCACCUUCGCUGUCCUGCCGUAUUUCAUCUCUGAUUCUGACCAGGUGCCCCAAAAUUAUUCGCACAAUGGCAUCAACAUCAACCAUUCGGUUGGGGCCCACCGAUGACAACCCCAGUGCUCAUCUCCUACAAAAAGCCAUUACUGCUUUCUUCGAAAAUAAGAAUGCCGAUCACAGCAGCAACGGUGACACCGAUUCUGGUUUUGUCAUUCGGAACAAAUAUUUUAGCGCCGAUAUUUCGUUGAAAGGCAUCGGGAUGGAAACGAACGGAGCGCAAGACGAAACAGCCGCAUCCACGAUAGAGGACGGCGUCAUACUCGUGUUCGAUGCGGUCCAAUCGAAUCCGGAUUGUUGCCGAGACCAGCCCAACGCCGGGGCGAUAGCCACUUUUGAUUCGCUCCACGCCACCCACCAGCGAGCGAUCUCCGACCACACUUGCGGAGACUUGUUGCGACUCUGUGUCGGGGUCAGCCUCUCCGAACUCUCCCCAUCGGAACUCCGGGGGAAGGACCACGAAAAGGAGUACUCGCGACGGAUUUUGUGGUGCCUUGACAACGGGUACGAAUACAUCGAGGCCGAUUUGUCGGAGGAAGGACAGCAAAAAGGCCGUGACGACAGGGACAAGGACGGGUUCGCACGGGUCRUCGAAGCGAUAGAGGGAACCGUUUGGUCGAGUGCCGCAAUGUCCGCUUCCAAGUCCAGCACGUUGAAAACCACCUACGCCGACGGCAAGUCGGCCGUCGACAAGUCGGCGCCCCCGGCGGCGACAAAGAGUUGUAAGGGAGAAGAGACCAUCGAAACAAAGCCGGAAGGAUCCGGGUACGAACCACCCGUGGCUCCCCCGGUGGCAGCAGCAAAAAGCGACAAUGCCGCUUCCGUGUUUGGUCUGAAGGAAGAGAUGCCGGCACUGGAUCCCGAGGACCAGGUGACAGAAAAAUUGUUCGUCGAGAUGGAAAGCGUGCUGAAAGAAGCAUCGGAGAUCCGGCAGGCCUCCAAGAGCGGGGUUCUGACCGAUGACGAACGAAGGGAGCGUGCCGGAAAUGCAGCGCUAGCGCUAGUGAACCUGAUGGGUCAGUUUGGACUCGAUGAGGAAGACGACGAUAGCUAUGGGUCCGACGGUUCGAUGGUGGAAUGAAAGAAUCGCUUCGGCGAACACGCAGCACGGUCCUCGAAUCGUUUCGAAUGAUUCAAAACCUGGGGAGAGCCAGGGUGGUGUAGUCAACCAAGGCGCGGUUGUUGCUUCUUGCCGUCAAACAAGUACAACCGAAAGACACGUGUGAUUGCUACACCAUUGUUCAGUGUUGUAGUAUCACGAUUUCUUGAAUGGUUCGGUUGUUGCCCGUGUUGACCCUCUGUCGUUUCGCCAGUGAAGGCUUCGGUUCUGCUAGUGCUGUUGCUGCUGCUUUUGAUGAUAGUAUCGAGAUUUUUUCUCUUGGGUGGCACUAGUAUGCGAUUCACACGUUCUUGCUCCACAAGUGGCACAGUAASCCUGACCUGGAAUUGGAUCAACGACACUAUUUUAUUUUUCAACCUCUUAGUACUAGUAUUAGCAGUAAGAGCAAAUCGACUAUCUAGCAGUGCUGUCGCCUUACUUCUGAUGGUGGCUGCAUCAUUUUGCUAGCAAGCGGUGAUCUCGCACUAUUAGACACGGCAUGGUAUAUUAAGAAAUUCAAAUUUUCUCUGAAGUUGGUGCAGCUCUAUCAGCAUGUUUUGGCAUGCUCGUUCUUCCUUUUCGUUCUUGUUGUUGUGAAGCGCCAUCGUCUUUCUCACUGCAACCUGCUGCACCCAAGACAGCCACCGCAAUGUUCUCAUGCGCAACAGGGGCUUGACAAUGAAAUUUAUAUGACUAU
Molecule: messenger RNA, 1950 nt
Organism: Pseudo-nitzschia multistriata
Lineage: Eukaryota; Bacillariophyta; Bacillariophyceae; Bacillariales; Bacillariaceae
Source: the annotation of a GenBank genome assembly